Lonchura striata (white-rumped munia) is the source of this 1179-nucleotide messenger RNA. NCBI's taxonomy places the organism in Eukaryota, Metazoa, Chordata, Aves, Passeriformes, Estrildidae. The record is from RefSeq and is a predicted model, not a curated record.
AUGCUCCAGAAGGUUUGGGUGUCCUCACCAGGGAGCUGGGCUUUGCGGGAGUCCAGCAGUCACCGCCAGGGCAAGAAAAGGUGCUGGAAAUGUAGAUUUGUCAGGGCUAUAAUCCAGCACCCAUGUCGGAGGCAUGCCCCCAAACGCUCCAGGAAAGAAAGAAUGUUGAGAAAAAUCCAGAUAUGCCUCUGCUUCUGCUUUGUCUCGGGCAUUUUGUACGAGAUCUCCCUCUUGUCCAGCUGUGUCUUCUCCUACUUGCCCAUGGCCCAGCAGUACCUGACACCUGAGCAGGUGCUGAACCUUGGCAAAAGCAUCAUUUUCCUGGAGACGACGGAGCGCCUGGAGCCGCCCCCGCUGGUGUCGUGCUCCGUGGAAUCCGCUGCCCGGAUUUACCAGGACAGGCCCAUCAUCCUCUUCAUGAGGGGACUCACCAACGAGACGGCCUUGGACAUGAACACCAGCUACGCAGCCUUCUCCCUCUUGUCUUCCAUGAAGAAUGUCUUCCUUUUCCCUCUCCAGAUGGAAACCGUCUUCCAGGAGACCCCCCUGCUCCAGUGGUACAACCAGGUGGUCCCGGAGCAGGAGAAGAACUGGGUGCACGUCAGCUCGGACGCCAGUAGACUGGCGCUCAUCUGGAAGUACGGGGGCAUCUACAUGGACACGGAUGUCAUCUCCAUCCGGCCCAUUCCCCAGGAGAGCUUCCUGGCUGCGCAGAAGUCGCGCUUCUCCAGCAAUGGGAUCUUUGGCUUCCCUGCCCGCCACAAGUUCAUCUGGGACUGCAUGGAGAACUUUGUUCUCAAGUACAACGGCAACAUCUGGGGCAACCAGGGCCCCUUUUUGAUGACCAGGAUGCUCAAAACACUCUGCAACCUGACAGAUUUCCAAGGCACUGAGGACCACAUCUGCCAGAACAUCUCCUUCCUCAACCCCCAGCGUUUCUACCCCAUCCCAUACCCAGCCUGGAGCCGGUACUACCAGGUGUGGGAUAAAAGCCCCAGCUUCAACCACUCCUACGCGCUGCACCUGUGGAACUUCAUGAACCGCAACCGCAAGGUCGUGGUGGCCGGCAGCAACACCCUGGCCGAGAAACUCUACAAAACCUAUUGCCCCACCACCUACGAGGACCUGAUCCAGAAUGCCAAGCACAGGGAUCUCCCAGACCCUGAGGAGGUUGAGUGA